AUGUCUCUUUACGACAGUCUCACGAAGCUCAACAACUCGGCUUUUCCUGCUACAGACGUCAUUAAUUCUCUCAUUUCUAUUCUCGCGCGCGAGAUCUGUUCUUCAACCCUUCAGCGAAAUUCACAUACGUUCUGCACGUUGGUUUCUAGGUCCAGGGACAUACGCGACUAUAUCAACUAUCUCAUCAAGAAAUCCAUCGACGAAGAUGGCUGGACCAGUUAUGACCAAUAUACUGCUAUGAUUGAACCUCUUGAGGCCUUGCUUCUGUCAGUUUCCGAGGUUACAGACACCUCCCGUGUCGAAACUUUAACAGAUACGGUCGACAUCGAAGAGCGGAUCCAAGGUGCACAGUCUUGGAGUAUCGACCGCAAGAAAGUCAAGGACUCCCUGGCGUCCGCUUUCUCCAAGGAGGUAUUCCAGUCCAUUGCGCCGACCCUUAUGUCGGAAGAUACUGCACACUCCUGGAGGCACGAUGACAAUGUUUUCCUCGACAACCUGAUUCGUGGAUUGGAGCAUCGUUUGAACAAGGCCAAGGUCUCUGCGGGGGUUCGGUCUCGAAUUCAAUCGAAAUUCACAGAUAUUCAAAAGAAGGCCAAAGACUCUAAAUCAGAGGAAAUCAUAGUUAUUGCUAUCAAAUCUACUCUUCUUGUCAAUGGCGUGGUUGAGGUCUCCAUCAAUUCUACCGUUCCCGAAAUUCGUGCGCAUCUUGUAUCCACGACUGUGCUUUCCGAAAUGCAGGGGCUGUUGGAUUCGAUUUCCCAAAACUUUAAUCAGCCUCAUAUAGCCGACCUGGAGAAAAGAUAUUCCAAUUUUGAGGCCCUUUUGAAGAGAAAACAAGAAGUAGCACCGACUGCGCCCCCAACUAGCCUCCGCAGGACACCAGGGAGCUUUCUAGAACUUCGGAAGCUCCCUGGCAACAUCAGGCCACCAUACUACCUGCAAACGCUAGUCUUGGUGCAAUAUUGUCAUGAGUUGGUGAAUUAUUACCUCAGUGUAAAUCCGGAGCCGCCGCGCAAGCAUAUAGACGAUGCAAUUUCUGCAACUAAGAGCGCUCUACAAGAUGCCGCAAACUUAAAAGACAAGGCUUCCAGUAGAACAACCGUCGAUUUUGAGAAUGUGCACUCCGACGAAGUUACCAAGGCCUAUCAAUUCGCGACUGCGGCGAUCAACUUUGAUGCAUCCCGGAUGGACACGGCGAAGGAAACGAUGCAAAGCGCUUGA
Desarmillaria tabescens is the source of this 1221-nucleotide messenger RNA. RefSeq lists its product as uncharacterized. Bases 1 to 1221 code for a protein of 406 amino acids. The record is from RefSeq and is a predicted model, not a curated record. NCBI's taxonomy places the organism in Eukaryota, Fungi, Basidiomycota, Agaricomycetes, Agaricales, Physalacriaceae. The transcript is spliced from 8 exons.